Colletotrichum tamarilloi is the source of this 2274-nucleotide messenger RNA. Its product is annotated as diaminopropionate ammonia-lyase. Gene Ontology annotation, molecular function: hydrolase activity. The transcript has a single exon. NCBI's taxonomy places the organism in Eukaryota, Fungi, Ascomycota, Sordariomycetes, Glomerellales, Glomerellaceae. The record is from RefSeq and is a predicted model, not a curated record. The coding region runs from base 1 to 2274 and encodes 757 amino acids.
AUGACGACCACACGCAGAAACGUGUACAUCAAUGACAGCACGGGGCCGAUAAAGCCUGUAUCCGAUGCAUCUCUCGCACAGGCAUUCCACCAGCAGCUGCCCGCCUUCGCCAGAACCCCUCUCGUUUCUCUCGAGGAUAUCGCCCAGGAACUAGGCGUGAAAGCAGUCUACAUAAAAGAUGAGAGCAAUAGGCUAGGACUCCCAUCCUUCAAGAUUUUGGGCGCAUCAUGGGGAACAUACCGCGCCAUCACGACUCAUCUACAGUUGUCCAUCGACACGCCCCUCGCCGACGUCGCAAAGGCCGCACAAACGAACAACCUUUCCCUCUACGCAGCUACGGAGGGAAAUCACGGUAGAGCCGUUGCGGCCAUGGCCAAGAUUCUAGGCAUCCCUGCGCACAUCUACGUUCCCAGCAGUGUUGCCGGUGAGGCGGUCACCAACAUCGCUUCUGAGGGCGCCAAAGUCAUCGUGAGCAACUCCCACUAUGACGACGCUGUCUUGGAAGCCUGGCAAGCAUCAAAGUCAGUCAAGGGCGGUCUCUUGAUUCAAGACAAUGCUUUCGUAGGGUACGAGCAGAUUCCUGCUUGGAUUGUCGAGGGCUACUCCACCCUCGUUCGCGAGGCCGAGCAGCAGGUGGCCGACCACGGGCUGAAACCGACUUUGAUGGUGACUCCAGUCGGCGUUGGAUCUCUGGCGCAUGCCGUCGUGUCUCACUGCAAGUCUGAUGGACGAGAUUGCGCAGUCCUAUCAGUCGAACCCGAUACCGCUCCGUGUCUAUGGACGAGCCUGACGGCCGGUAAACCAGUGACGGUUCAUACCUCGAGAACCAUCAUGGAAGGGCUCAACUGCGGCACUGUCUCUCUGACGGCGUUCGAUGAUCUUCGUGCAGGCAUUGAUGCCAGUGCUACAGUCUCGGACUUCGAAGCCCAUGAGGCCGUGAAGUAUCUCCAGACGAAGGGGGUGGACAGCGGGCCGUGUGGAGGUGCCACUGUCGCAGCGCUCCGGCGGCUUGCCGGAGUAAGCCCACGCCCAACCUGUCUUUCCAAAGACGCUGUCGUGGUAUUACUCAAUACAGAGGGUCCACGGAACUACAAGAUCCCGUUGGACGUGUCCACGGAUGACCCGGUCACGUUGACGCAGAUCCUCACGUCAAUCGACUCUUCCAACCCAGACUUAUCCAAGGCUUCAGGUGCCGGCGAAUGCGAGAUUGCGCACUACAUUUCCGCGUGGUUGCAACAUCGCAACUUUGAAGCGCACUGGCUGGAAGAGAGGCAAGGCCGACCUUCCGUGGUCGGUGUACUCCGCGGAACAGGAGGAGGAAAGUCCAUCAUGCUCAAUGGGCAUGUUGACACCGUCAGUCUUUCGAGUUACUCGCCAGACCUGGAUCCUCUAAGUGGAGAACUGAAGGAGGAGGACGGAGGACGAAUCUAUGGUCGUGGAAGCGCGGACAUGAAAGCUGGCUUAGCAGCUGCCAUGGCGUCAAUGGCUCGAUGCAGCUCUACAUCACACUCUCCUCUACGGGGGGAUGUCAUUCUCGCCGCAGUCGCGGACGAGGAGAACUUCUCCAUAGGCACGGAAGAGGUCAUCAGGGCUGGAUGGAGGGCCGAUGCUGCCAUCAUACCGGAACCUACCAACCAGGAGAUGGCGAUCGCUCAUAAGGGAUUCAUUUGGGUUGAAAUCGACAUCCUCGGCGUUGCGGCUCAUGGAUCUAGGCCCGAGGAUGGUGUAGAUGCCAUCUUGCUCGCAGGCGCCGUGCAGACGGCACUCCUUGAGUACUCAAAGUCACUUCCCUCCGAUUCUCGACUGGGGAAGGCAUCUUUGCAUGCCGGCCUCAUUCAGGGUGGCGAAGAGCCUUCCAGCUAUCCGGAACGCUGCACUCUGACCGUUGAGUUCCGAACCAUUCCGGCACAGACUACAGAGAGGAUCCUCGAAGACAUUGAGAGCAUCUUGAGCAGUAUCGCCAAGUCCAAUCCGGAUUUCAAAUAUGCUGCUCCUCGAAAGACCUUCUCGCGGCCUCCCCUUGGGCAGAGCCCUGACGAUGAGUUCAUCAAGACCUUCGUCUCUGCUACCUCGAAGUGUCUAGGUGAGGCGCAAGAGCCUGUUGCAUGUUCUUUUUGGUGCGACGCUGCAUUGUUGAACGAGGUCGGUAUCUCAUCGGUUGUCUAUGGUCCCAAAAGCUUUGGGAUCCAUGGCAAGGAGGAAUGGGUGAGCGUGGAGAGCAUCCGGGAAGUGGCAUCGGUGAUGGAGACCGUGAUUCAGGAAUUUUGCGCUUAG